UCUCUCCGCCUCCCCCCGGCCAUCAGUCCGUCCAGCCCCGCCCCAGCUCCAGCUCCAGCUCCGGCCGCAGUCCGCACUCCGCUCCCAGCCGCGGUGGGGUGUCAUGUUUAUGGGGGUGUCCGGCCGUGUCCAACGCGAGCGACUGAGGCAGGAGGGGAUGGGCAGCCAUGGGCAGGCGGUGGCCUUCCUGCGCCAGGACUUUCAGGGACUGCGGGAGGAGUGCCAGCAGGAUGGAGCCCUGUUCCUGGACCCCCAGUUCCCUGCCGCCCCCACCUCCAUCGGCUACAAGGAGCUGGGUCCACACACUGACAAGGCCCAGGGCAUCGAGUGGAAGAGGCCUGGCGAGUUGGUGUCGGACCCCCAGUUCACCGUGGGAGGGGCAACACGGACUGAUGUGUGUCAGGGAGCUCUGGGUGACUGCUGGCUCCUGGCUGCCAUCGCCUCGCUGACCCUGAACGAGGAGCUGAUGCAGAGGGUGGUGCCACCCGGGCAAGACUUCAACACUCAAUACAGUGGCAUCUUCCACUUCCAGUUCUGGCAGUUUGGGGAGUGGGUGGAUGUGGUGAUUGACGACCGGCUGCCGAGCCGGGACGGGGAGCUGCUCUUCGUCCACUCGGCCGAGCGCGGAGAGUUCUGGAGCGCCCUGUUGGAGAAAGCCUACGCCAAGUUGAACGGGUCGUACGAGGCUCUGUCGGGGGGCUCCACCACCGAGGGGUUCGAAGACUUCACGGGCGGGGUGGCCGAGUUGUACGAGCUGAAGAACUCCCCCCGAAACCUCUACACAGUAAUGCGCAAGGCCCUGGAGCGAGGCUCCCUGCUCGGCUGCUCCAUUGACAUCACCAGUGCCUUCGACAUGGAGGCCGUGACCUUUAAGAAACUGGUCAAAGGUCAUGCCUACUCAGUGACAGGGGUCAAGGAGGUCAACUACCGGGGCAGGGUGGAGCGGCUGAUCCGGAUCAGGAACCCAUGGGGUCAGGUGGAGUGGACGGGGGCCUGGAGCGACAGUUCGUCGGAAUGGGAUGCGAUCGACCCGGAGGAGAGGGAGGGAAUGGUGCAGAUGGAGGAUGGGGAGUUCUGGAUGUCGUGGGGAGAGUUCCUGCGGCAGUUCUCGCGGCUGGAGAUCUGUAACCUGGGCCCAGAGACGCUGCAGGACGAUCGGCACCUCAAGUGGCAGAGCACCACCUUCCGCGGCUCCUGGAGGCGGGGCAGCACCGCAGGGGGCUGUCGCAACCACCCCGCCACGUUCUGGAUCAACCCGCAGUUCCGGCUGACCCUGUGCGAGGAGGACGAUGACCCCGACGACCCAGAGCAGUCGUGCAGCUUCCUGUGCGCCCUGAUGCAGAAGGACCGGCGCAGGGCCCGGCGCAAGGGCGGGGACAUGCACACCAUCGGCUUCGCCCUCUACCCCCUGCCCGAGGAGCUGAGUGGGGGUCCGCAGGUCCACCUGCGCAAGGACUUCUUCUUGAGCCGAUCGUCGUGCGCUCGCUCCGACUCCUUCAUCAACAUGCGUGAGGUGAGCUCCCGGCUCAGCCUGCCUCCCGGCGACUACAUCAUCGUCCCCUCCACCUUCGAGCCCAGCAACGAGGCUGACUUUGUGCUCAGGGUCUUCACCGAGAAACACACCGACUCACAGGAGAUGGACGACCCCAUCGAUGCCGAGCUGGAGGAUGAGGAGGAGAUGAGCGAGGACGAUGUGGAGGAUGGAUUCCGAGCCAUGUUCAAGCAGCUGGCCGGGGAGGACAUGGAGAUCAGUGUGUUUGAGCUGCGCACCAUCCUCAAUCGCGUGCUGGCCAAACACCAGGACCUGCAGACGGACGGCUUCACCCUGGACUCGUGCCGAGGGAUGAUCAACCUCCUGGACAGAGACGGCAGCGGGCGGCUGGGUCUGCUUGAGUUCCAGCGGCUGUGGAACAAGAUCCGGACCUGGCUGGGUAUUUUCAGAAACUUUGAUCUGGAUAAGUCGGGCACCAUGAACUCCUACGAGAUGCGCCUCGCCCUCGAAACAGCAGGGUUUAAGAUCAACAACCGCAUACACCAGGCCAUCGCCUCUCGUUAUGCAGACGGUGAGGUGAUCGACUUCGACAACUUCAUCUCCUGUCUGGUCCGGCUCGCGGCUAUGAUCAGAGCAUUCCGGUCUCUACAGCAUGAUGAUGGGACCAUGCAGAUGAAUCUGUCGGAGUGGCUCAGUUUGACCAUGUCGGGUUAGGACGGAGAGGCCGCUGUGCCAGAGCCUUGCUGCACCCUCGCCUGAUGCUCCGGAACCUUCCACCGGCGACCCGCCGGCCCUCCGGAACCUUCUGCAAGCAUGCAGAUCCCUCCCUACAUGGUGCACGGCUCAGAGGACCUGCCUUCCCCACAACCCCCCUAACCCUGACCCCCCACCCCUGACCCUUGCCCCUGACCCUUGCCCUGGUCGUGCCUGUUCUAGAGAUGCUACUGGUGUCUAGCCCCCCCCCCCCCCCCCCCCGCAAUAUUAACCCCCCCCCCCCAACUGUGCCUGUCCCUGGAUUAUAACCACUAGGCCGCUACAGGUCGUGACCCUGGGGCAAAUGCCCCCCCCUCCCCCAGGUUUGCUGCUGUGACUCUCCCCCACCCCCUCUACAGUGCCGAUCAUACAGCGGCUGCCUGAAGCUCCCCCUC
This is a messenger RNA of Amblyraja radiata (thorny skate), 2640 nucleotides long. Its product is annotated as calpain-1 catalytic subunit-like. Gene Ontology annotation, biological process: proteolysis. NCBI's taxonomy places the organism in Eukaryota, Metazoa, Chordata, Chondrichthyes, Rajiformes, Rajidae. The coding region runs from base 104 to 2206 and encodes 700 amino acids. The record is from RefSeq and is a predicted model, not a curated record. Gene Ontology annotation, molecular function: calcium ion binding; calcium-dependent cysteine-type endopeptidase activity. The transcript has 21 exons. Gene Ontology annotation, cellular component: cytoplasm.